Phytophthora infestans T30-4 is the source of this 585-nucleotide messenger RNA. RefSeq lists its product as uncharacterized. The coding region runs from base 1 to 585 and encodes 194 amino acids. The record is from RefSeq and is a predicted model, not a curated record. The transcript has 3 exons. NCBI's taxonomy places the organism in Eukaryota, Oomycota, Peronosporomycetes, Peronosporales, Peronosporaceae.
AUGGUUAGCGUCCGCAACGUUCUCGUUUGUGCCUCCAUGGCCCUAGUGGCCACUGUGAGCGCAUUCCCGGCAGACGGCCACCACCGUACUCUACAGGCCGUGAACUUUCGACAGGAAAUGCUGGACAACAUUAACGCAGCCCGAAAGAAGGAAGGGUUGGAUGAGUUGUGUCUUAACGAAAUGCUCAUGGACGCGGCACAAAUCCAGUCGAAUGACAUGGCCGACAACAACUUCAUCAAGAGCACGGGGUCGGACGGAACGACGCCGAAGGAACGUGCAGCGGCACAGGGUUUCAAGGCCGAAGCGGUGACGGAAAUCGUGGGUGCCGGGUACAGAACGGUGGCGAGUGUUGUCGCCGCGUGGACCAAGGCUUCGACUGCCAAGAGCACCAUCUUCGGCAAGGUGAAUGUUAUGGGCCCUGGCUACACGUUCGACAAGACCAGGAAGUACGUGCACUUUUGGGCGGUGGACUUUUCUACGGGCGAAUGCGGCAAUGGAACCGCGUCCGGUGGACCUGCAACAAGUGGAGACGCCAGUGGAAGCGUCGAACUCCCUGAUGCCGACACUCCUGCCCGGAUCGGGUGA